This is a messenger RNA of Haliaeetus leucocephalus (bald eagle), 1205 nucleotides long. RefSeq names its product translocase of outer mitochondrial membrane 40 homolog (yeast)-like (gene TOMM40L). The transcript is spliced from 10 exons. Gene Ontology annotation, biological process: protein import into mitochondrial matrix. Gene Ontology annotation, molecular function: transmembrane protein transporter activity. NCBI's taxonomy places the organism in Eukaryota, Metazoa, Chordata, Aves, Accipitriformes, Accipitridae. Gene Ontology annotation, cellular component: mitochondrial outer membrane; mitochondrial outer membrane translocase complex. The record is from RefSeq and is a predicted model, not a curated record. Bases 1 to 1110 code for a protein of 369 amino acids.
AUGAGGGCGCGGUACUCCUCCUUCAGCCGCGACGCCCAGCCCUCCCGGUCCCGCGGCCCCGCCACCGUCCGCAGCAGCGGCAGCUCCGCCACCGCCCGCCGCGCCGCCUCAUCGGCCAUCUCCCCGCCGCCGGAAGCGGCCCAUUUUGGCCCGAAGCGGAAGGGGGUGAGGGCUGCCCCAGCAGGGCUCAGGGCUGCCCCUCGCCCUUGCCCAGCUCCAGCAGGGAGGAGAAGAGGCCGAGGACGUUGCUUCGCAGCUCCUGGGCCAGCGGUGUCAGCUGCUUGUUGGCUCGGUCCAGAGGUUUUCCCGCAGCAGAUGGAGGGGGUGAAGCUGAUCGUCACCAAGACCCUGAGCAGCCACUUCCAGGUGACGCACACGGUCCACAUGAGCACCCUCGGCCCCUCCAGCUACCACUUCAACGCCACCUUCGUGGGGGACCGGCAGCUCGGCCCCACUGAGGCCUUUCCCACGCUGGUCGGGGACAUGGACAACAGUGGCAGCCUCAACGCCCAAGUGCUGCACCUCGUGGCCGAGCGCAUCCGCACCAAAGCUGUCUUCCAGACACACCAGGCCAAGUUCGUGACGUGGCAGUUCGACAGCGAGUACCGGGGGGAUGACUGCACCGCCACCAUCACGCUGGGCAACCCCGACCUCCUUGGCGAGUCUGUGAUCCUGGUGGCCCACUUCCUCCAGAGCGUCACUUCCCGCCUGGUCCUGGGUGGGGAGAUGGUUUACCACCGGCGUCCGGGGGAGGAGGGAGCCAUCCUCACGCUGGCGGGCAAAUACACGGCUCUGAAGUGGGUGGCAACGCUGAACGUGGGGUACGGUGGUGCCCAUGCCAGCUAUUACCACCGAGCCAACGAGCAGGUGCAGGUCGGGGUGGAGCUGGAGGCCAACACGCGGCUGCAGGACACCACCUUCGCCUUUGGCUACCAGCUUAACCUGCCACAAGCCAACAUGGUCUUCAGAGGGCUCCUGGACAGUAACUGGAGUGUUGGGGGGGUGCUGGAGAAGAAGCUGCCCCCCCUGCCUGUCACCCUCGCUCUGGGCGCCUUCCUCAACCACUGGAAGAACCGUUUCCACUGCGGCUUCAGUGUCAUCGUGGGCUGAGGGGCCGCAGAGGCGGGCGGCACGUGCCACCGUCCUGCUCAGGGAGCCGCCGUGCCGUGUCGCGGGGGCGCUGGCUGGGCCCCGCUCUCAUGCUG